UGGCUUAUCAAAUUUUAUACAUUUUGUUAAGAAGUCAAAUAUAAGCUGAAAAUUAGCAUAAACAUAAGGAAAAUUAUUAAAAAUUCGAUCUCCUUUCAAACGCGCGUAUCUAAGCGCACAAAAUGCAGUGUGCACUUUAGGUAAAAUAUUAAAGUUAUAGCUAUUUGAUAAUAUUAUUACUUUUAACACAAUUUUAUGAACGAUACGUCCAUAUAAAAAGGAAGUUUAACAAACGUUUGAAUAUUUCGAUUGGAAUUGAGUGAUAUGUAUAACGAAAUGAUCGUGUUUAAAGUAUACGUCGUAUGUAUAUUACAAGUGCAUACAGCUUAUACUUGAGUUAAGCAUAUAUACAAUAACAUCUUGUACCUUAACUUAUUUGCAUUUUUAGAUUGUGAUCAUGGAAUGAUUAAAAAAAAAAAAAAAAGAAAAGAAAAAAUAAAAAAAAAAAACAAUGGAUGGUUGUAUUGUAUAAUAUUCUAUUUUUUAAAUAAUGUAUGAGGAUGUUAGAUUUUCUCGAAGAGUAUUGUAAACGAGCAGUUAUUUUCUUGUUAUUUCACAAAAAAAAACUUUAAUAUCUGUGCACAAAAAAUAUGUAUUCUUUCAAAAAUAUUGAAAAUCAUUAUUAGCUUUAUUUUGAGAAACUUGUAUAAAACUUAAGUGCAAUUGGAUUAUAGUACAUAUGUUUAAAUAUAUAUGCUCCUUUAAUAAAAAAAAAUUUUUAUGUUGUUAUAUCGCAUUAUAUCAUAUACAGUAAAUAAUUAUUCAGCAAAUGUGAUAAUGUACAUUUGACAAUGAAAUAAGUAUUAUUUGUUAUAAAUUGUAACAUGAUGUUUUUAUAUUAUUUAAAUUACUAGAAGGAUUAUCUUAAAAUCUUGUAAAAAGUUCAAUUCUUAUAAUAUUUCUUUCAUUUCCUAAAGUUAUUUCAUUCUAUAAUUAUUAAUUGAUAUUUCAAAUGAUUGUGAGAGUAUACGUAAUAUUUUUUUGCAUCACGAACGAAAAUAUUGCUUUUACAAUUAAAUGAUAUUUAAUGCAUUAACGCGAACGGCAGGUGGUCUUGUAUUCUCUCAAAGACAUAUUUGAAUCCUUAUUACGUAAAAAGUGUAUUUCUAAGUUUCAAACACGAUAUGUAAUCAGUUUUUUUAUUAUAAGAUUGUUAUGGAAGUAACGCAAAUGACAAAUCAUGCAUUUACCUAAGGAGUGCUUAGGCUGUGAAUGUAAUGGAUUAUUAAAGGAUUUAUUUGUAUAUAAAUAAAAAGUUUCCUUAUCAAAAUAAUCGGAGUAUAAUUGUGACGAUAAUAAUAAUAAUAAUAAUAAUAAUAAUAACAACAAAGAAAAUAAUAAUAAACAAUAUAAAUGUUACCAAAAUAAUAUUAUUAACACGUUAAAUUUAUUCAUGUAAUUAAAGAACAUAAUCAUUACUACAGUACAAUUUACUAAUACACAUAAUCAUUUUAUUAAAGAAUAGCUACCACUUUUUCAUCUGCAAUAUCUUUUGGUUUCAUACCAUCAUUAUCUUCUAUAGACUCAGCCCCCAUGGAAAGUAAAUAUUUGAUCACAUCUAUAUGUCCGCAUGAUGCCGCAUAAUGUAAAGGUGUUUGACCAUCGACAUCUUUGGAGUUAACAUUUGCACCGUGUUGAAUCAAGUAUUCAAUGAUCGCAACAUGUCCACGAUCUGCUGCCCAGUGUAUAGGUAACAAACCAUCUUCGUCCAACAUAUUUGUUAAUGUAGAAUUUGUUAAUAAAAUUUCUUGUACUUUUUCUUUAUGACCUUCUUUGACCCAAUCAAGAAAUGUUUUAUCCGUAUCAAGUAACUCUCCUUCUGUAUUAGGCAACCUACUAACUGUGGUCCAUGCACGUGAUUCCGUUGCUACAUCUGUUUCCCAAGUAGGAUUUAUUUUGUUUAACGUGCAUAUAUAAUUGUUCAUUGCAGCUUCCUGAUCCAUUUCACCAAGACUUUUCCAUGCUUCCCAUUUUUGCUUAGCCUGCACUUGAUACCAAUUUGGUUUGAAAAUGUUGCAAGGGCCAAUGGUAGCUUGUUUGUACAGACUAUAUAAAUUAAGUAACUGUUGAGAAUCUAAUUCUGAUGCUAUGGUUUGUACAUAUUUUGUUGCUUUUUCAAAUGUUUUUUCUAGAUCUGUUACAACAAAAUCAUUAAUUUCAGCCAUGAUCGAUGGAUAUGUAAUAAUGAAUUUUUUCAAUUUCUUUUAAUCAAAAUUUGUAUUCUUUCACUUUUACAAUGUAAUCAUCUAUCAUAUGGUGCGGUUGCUGUAAUACUUUAUCAUAUGCUGAUUUAUCAAUAAAUUGGAUAAAGCCGUAUCCCUUACUAAACCCCGUUUUCCUGUUAAAAGUUACAACCGCCUCAUGUAUAUAACCAUAUUUAUUGAAAUAUUCUUUAAGUUCAUGUUUACUUACAGUCCAUGGCAAGUUAUAAACAAAUAUCUUAUAUAUUUUACGUACAUUACCCAUGAUAUUAAGAAAUAACUCAAGUAGCUUUUUGUAUAUCUAGCAGGUGGAUAGUGUGAUCUUGCAUCAAUUCAUGUAUAUUAAUAUCAGAAUCUGUACCAAGAGUAGAAAGUGAUAUUUGAUUACAUGUAAGACCCCACUUGGUCAAUAAAUGUUCGAUAGACCAAUCGGCGCUACGCUCUUGAUAAGUACAUAGAAAUUUUGCAUUUGGAUUCUUUUCUAAUAGAAAGGCUACGGUGACAACAAUAUCUUCGAAUAAAGUUGGUUCAUAAAAACAGUCAGAUCCAAGAAUUAAAUCCAACGGACCAAUGGUAAAUAAACUGGAGAGAAAUAAACCCCAGGUAAUUCCGACUAUUCUAACUUGAGAUAAAAUGCCAUUUAAUUCGCAGCUCCUUUUAAUAUGUUGCAAGCUUCUUGGCAAAUUGGCAGAGUCGCUUAAAGUUACAACAGCGCCACAUUUACUGGCCAAAAUACCAGGAAGAGCAGUACCAGAACCCAAUUCUAAAACUCUCUUUCCGAUGAGCUCCUCUCUAUGCUCCCACAAAAACCAGGCAAGAACCGGUGCAGAAGGCCAAGUGUAAUAACUGUAAUUUGCUUGCAGUAACUGUAAUGAAAUAAAAUAACGUCCAAUUAUAAAAAAAAAAAAUUAAAUAUGGAUAAGGUGAUAUUAGGAAGAUUAUAUUAUUUCAUUUUUAUUUAGAUAUUAUUUCAAUCGGAUCGAUUAUAAAAAGAGAUUUGUAUAAAGUUAUCACCGUACCGUUCUAACCAAACAAAGUACGUAAUACCGGUAGCGAAAAAGAAAUUUAUUGAUAUUAUCGAUAUAAUAUCGAUAGAAAUUCAAAUUGGAAAAGGAAUUUCUUACCUCUGGUAUAUAAAUUUCUAAACUUUCGUCGUUCUGUACACUCUCGUGUAUUUUUCGCGAUCGGAAGAGAAAUUUUUUUACUUGUUCAGAAGCGAUUCCAUCGGACAUUAGGCCGUGCGUGGGUGGACUCGUAUCGAGCGAAAUACUUCCUUCUAAACCUGGCAUUACUAACAAACUAAAUUCUUAUUAAUUAUAUUUUAUUUUCAACAUAAUUAUCGAGUGAUUGGUGUACAUCCAAUUUUUAAUGCGAUGCACAGAAAGGAACGUAGUCGGUACAAUAAAUAUAGUUUCUCUCUUGUCGAGAGUUGUUUUCGUUUGUCAGGCAACGGUGACUAAAAAUCACACCGAGGAGGAAAUUUAAAUUCUAUCGUGCCUCGUGUUUUAUCUUUUAAACUUUUAUCCACUUCUUCCUCGUAAAUUUUAUUAUUACCAUUUUUCAUCAUUUUUAACGUACGUUAUUAGAUAUUUCUAUUAAUCGAUAUAUCAUUAAUCCUAUUGAUACUUGACAAUUACGUAUCCGCACUUAUGUCGCAAUGCUAAUUACUCGAAGGAUAAAUUCUUUGCUUUUUAAUUUAGAUAUUAUUUAAAUGACCAUAUUUUAUAUUGCCAAUUAAUUUCCACAUGAAUUUCAGAAUUUAUCAUUAAUCGUGUAACAAAAAAAAAGAAAAAGAAAAAAAAAAAAAAAGAAAUACAUUUAAUCAGAUCUUUAUUUGGGAACAUUUUUAUGAAGUAACUUGUUUAUGUCCGAUUACAUGGGCCUCCAGACACCUUGAUACACCACUGUUACGCACCUUUUGAUUAAAGAUGGAGGAGCCGAGUAACGAGAAGUUCUUGUCGAGAAGACGUUCCGCUGUAAUUAAAUCUUUUAAAGUGAAGGAUGAACGAGUCGCUACUUUCAAAAAGGUGGCUGCGAUUCUGCAAAAACCUGAAAUUGACAGAACGCCGGAGGAGGUGGAUAUACUCGUCUCUUGUAGUGACGUAGUGAAGGAGGUUAAUUUAAGACAAGAAAAAAGGGAUAGGGUUAAAGCAAGAUUGGAAGAAAUUGAGGAUGUACCAGAAAUUUUGGAAGAAAAAUGUAUUAGAUUGGCUGCUGCUAUUAGCAGAGCUACUUCUCUUGCCGUUUAUACGGGCGCUGGUAUUAGUACAGCGGCAUCUAUUCCUGAUUACAGAGGAACAAACGGCGUAUGGACCAGGAUGCAACAGGGAAAGGAUAUCGGGAAUCAUGACUUGAGUCAGGCCGAGCCAACGUUAACACAUAUGGCUUUGUACGCCUUAUAUAAGGCACGUGUAUUGAAACACAUAGUAUCGCAGAAUUGUGAUGGACUUCAUUUGCGCAGUGGUAUACCUCGUACCCUUCUAUCCGAAGUUCAUGGAAAUAUGUACGUAGAAGUAUGUAGAACUUGUAAACCAUCUAGAGAAUAUUGGAGGAUUUUUGACGUUACGGAAAAAACAGCUAGAUAUUCGCACGGAACAGGCAGAUUAUGCCACAAAUGUAAUUCAAUUCUGCAAGAUUCUAUAGUACAUUUUGGCGAAAGAGGAAAUUUGCCAUGGCCAAUUAAUUGGAAUGGUGCUACACGGGCAGCCAAACAAGCCGACGUGAUAUUAUGUUUGGGUUCUAGUCUUAAAGUUUUGAAAAAAUAUCCGUGGCUAUGGCAAAUGGAUAGACCAGUACACAAACGUCCUUCAUUGUAUAUCGUUAAUUUACAAUGGACUCCGAAAGACGAGAACGCUGUUUUGAAGAUAAAUGGAAAGUGUGAUGAAGUUAUGAAAAAAAUCAUGGCUCACUUAGGAUUGGAUAUUCCGCAAUACAAUCGUUCAAAAGAUCCGAUAUUUUUUCAUGCUAUAAGACUGCAGACGAGUGAAUUACCGACGACGACCCAGCCAUGCUUGGAGGAGCCUGUAGCAGCGACUGUGAAAAAGUCCCCGCGCCAAAGUACCGAACAAUCUAUCGAGGAUGCCGUACCAGAAACUAAAGAAACAGAAGACUGUAUCACUCCUAUAAGCGUAACCGAUUCUGUGACUGCCUAUUCUGCACCUUUCUUUACUGCAUUGCCUUUUUUAUCUAUGGGAUUACCUUUCCCUCCUAUGUACAUGUAUCCUCAAUUAACUCCAUUAUUUUAUUAUCCAUUCAUACAAAUACCCAAUGUUACGACAGAGACACCAAAACCUAAAGCAGCCUGUUCGUUUUGUAUGGAACACGAAGGGUCCCUUACUUGCCUCUAUUAUCAGCGCGACGGAGACGAUCCCGUAUCAUUAGAAACGGAAAAUGAACAUAUACAGGAAGCGGAGCAAUUAGUUAUCGCCGACGCGCCACUGGCAUCUGCAAAAAAUCCUGGAUGGUUUGGGAAAGGUUAUCGCAAAGGUAUGAAAAAGAAGCGGUAGCAUCCACUCGUAACAGAACGCCACGUAAUGAUUUCCCUUUUUAUUAUUAUUGUACGCUAAUAAGAUAAUGAAUAUUACAAUGGCGUACUUAAGUAUUUAAAGUCUUCAUAUCGUAAAAAAAUAUACUUAGAAAUUUUUCAAUGUAGCGAUUCCGUUCGAAUGUUCAACGCAUGAAUAGAUUCGUCGAGAUUAUCAGUCAGUUUUAAAAUUAUAGAUAGACGUAAUCUCUUUGAGAUUGCUUUUCAUGUUCUUAUUAAUAAGAAAUCUUAGUCAUCUAUAGAUGAUCGAAAUCGAUGCUGAGAAAUUAUUUUAUUAUCGAUAUCAGUUAUUUGAUUCUUUUGCAUUAAGUAGAGAUUUUGAAUAACCGAUUCUAUUUUAUCAAUCAAAUUUGACGACUUUUCUGCACUGUAUUAUUAUUUAUAUUUUUAUUUUACAAUUUUAUUUUUUAUUUCGAAAUAAGGAAACGAAAAUAUGUGUAACGCUUCAGUAAAUUAUCAUCGUUUAAAGUUCAAUAUUAUAUGGUAUAAUUAUUAUUCAUUAGCGAUACGUUGAAAUGGCAAGAAUUUGUUAAACUAGUCUUUGAUGCAUUUUAUCUUAUUUUUUAAUUAUUUUUUUCGUAUUGCAUAAAGAAUAUUUAAAAAUUCAAAUAACAAAAAUCAAAAUGAAUCUUUAGACGAAGAUCAAAGGAAUUUCGAAAGCAUAACACAUGAAUUAAUUUGCUUUAAUGAAAAGAAGAAAAGCGCUAAACUCCUCGGAGAUAUAUAUA
Molecule: messenger RNA, 6473 nt
Organism: Vespa velutina
Lineage: Eukaryota; Metazoa; Arthropoda; Insecta; Hymenoptera; Vespidae
Gene: Sirt7
Product: NAD-dependent protein deacetylase sirtuin-7
Exons: 5
Coding region: 4130-5707 (525 amino acids)
Molecular function (GO): NAD+ binding
Source: RefSeq, a predicted model, not a curated record